This is a messenger RNA of Bradysia coprophila, 1856 nucleotides long. Its product is annotated as dolichyl-diphosphooligosaccharide--protein glycosyltransferase subunit 1. The record is from RefSeq and is a predicted model, not a curated record. Gene Ontology annotation, cellular component: oligosaccharyltransferase complex; membrane. NCBI's taxonomy places the organism in Eukaryota, Metazoa, Arthropoda, Insecta, Diptera, Sciaridae.
CAGCCAACAAGCGAAAAAAUAACUAAAAAGUCAAGUGUUUGCGUGUCUCAGCGGUGUGUCUCACUACAGGAAAAUAUUUGUCGGCUUUUCACUUAUUCAAUUGAAUAAAGUCAACAAGCGACAUGGCUAACUCUCUAUUAACAUACCUAUCGGUCGUCUGUUUAAUUUGGUCCGUGCAAUCAGCCAUCGACGUCGAAAUUCAAAACAAAAAUGUCGAACGAACAAUCGAUUUGACAUCGCAGCUCGUCAAGAUAUCGUACAAAAUCACAUUGGAGCACAGUGCCAAGAAAAACAUCAAUUCGUAUUCGUUUUUGGUGCCGACAAGCGAUCGCAGUGCCUUGGCUUACAUUUCGAUUCGGGACUCGUCCAAAAAGGAUAUCAAACCGACUGAAGAAACUAGUCAGAAUGGGGCCGUAUUUGUGGUUAACCUGCCAGCAAACGCCCCAACACAAAUUUUAUUGGUCGAAACAGUGUUCACAAAGUCAUUGUUGCCGUACCCAACGGAAAUCCAGCAGUCCGAUCGUCAACUGGUUCGAUACUUUGGAAACGCUCAUUUCUACAGUCCGUUCAAGACAUUGAGCCAAAAGACUACCGUUCAAUUGAGCUCGAAAAAUGUUGAAAGUUACACUGCCGUCAAGCCGUCAUCGCAAUCCGACUCUACAAUUACUUAUGGCCCUUAUGAGAACGUUGCAGCUCUUUCAUCACAACCAAUUACCAUUCACUUCGAGAAUCAGUCACCAUUUUUGACAGUUACCCGUUUGGAGCGUGUAAUCGAAGUGUCGCAUUGGGGCAACAUUGCUGUGGAGGAAACAAUUGACAUGGUUCAUUCAGGUGCAACGCUUAAGGGAUCAUUUUCUCGUUAUGAUUACCAGAAAGAUGGUCGUAGCGGUCAAGCAAGCAUCAAAUCGUACAAAACAAUAUUGCCUGCAUCGGCCUCUGGCGUCUACUAUCGCGACACAAACGGCAACAUCUCAACAUCAGCCAUGCGGGUACACAAGGAUUCAGUAGAAUUGGAUUUACGUCCCCGAUUCCCCUUAUUCGGCGGAUGGAAAACUCAUUACACUCUUGGUUACAAUGUUCCCAGCUUCGAAUAUCUGUUCCACACUGGCGAAAACUAUUUGCUUAAGAUGCGACUCGUCGAUCACAUUUACGACGACAUGGCCAUCGAUGAAAUUGUGGUGAAAAUUAUUCUUCCCGAAGGAAGUACGAACAUCAAAUUGAUAACGCCAUACCCAGUAACAAGAAAACCCGACUCGCUACACUACACGUACUUGGAUACGUUCGGCCGGCCGGUCAUUCAGUUUACGAAGAGUAAUUUGGUCGAAAAUCAUAUCCAUGAGUUCAAUUUGAAGUACACUUUCCCGAAAAUUGUGAUGAUUCAGGAGCCGCUGCUGAUUGUCGGCUUCCUUUACAUUUUGUUUUUGUGCGUCAUCAUUUGGAUGAGACUUGAUUUUUCGAUAACAAAGGAAAAGGAAACACAUCUGCACAAGGAAUAGAUUUCCGAUCUCAUUUCGGUCAGUAAGUUCUUUUUCACCAUUUCGUGUUUUUUUUUUGGUUAUUUUUAUCUUCUUUUUUUACGUUAAAAUCGCUUUAAACAUGAAACAUUCACAGUAGCCGGAGAACAAAUUAAUUUUUUGUGUGAUUCGAUUUAUAUUAAGUAGAAACGUAAGCGAGCACUCUCGUGUUGGUUUUCCGAUUUUUGCUGAUUAAAUAACGGACACAAAUUCAUUCCGGUCGAAUAUUAGUCAUAAACACUAAGACCUCUCAGAGCUGUUACUUUAGUUUGUAAUAUUGUGAAGGAUGUGAUCUAUGAUUUCCCUUGAUUUGAUUAAAGUUGAUUCGUUCUGACCAUUAAA